UUCUGUUCCUCUCCCGCCUCUCGACACCAUGAUACGCCAGUUCAGCUCCAAAUCGAGCUACCAGAGCGGUGGCGGCGGUGGCGGCUUCAGCUCCGGUUCGGCCGGGGUGGGAGGGAGUCGCCGGGUGACCAGUAGUUCCAGCAGCGUGCGCCGUAGCACCGGAGGGAGAUACGGAGGCGGUGGUGGCUUCUGCAGGGGAGGAGCCGGUGGCGGCGGAGGUGGCUUCGGCAGCCGGAGCCUCGUCAGCCUCGGGGGAAGCAAAAGCAUCUCCAUGAGCGUGGCCGCAGGAGGAGGCCACUUCGGUGGCUUCGGAGGCGGUGGCUUCGGAGGAGGUGGCUUCGGAGGCGGUGGCUUCGGAGGCGGUGGCUUCGGAGGAGGUGGCUUCGGAGGCGGCGGAUUCGGCGGCAGGGGUGGCUUUGGCGGCCCCGGAGGCGGCUUCGGCCCCGUCUGCCCCCCCGGCGGCAUCCAAGAGGUGCAGAUCAACCAGAGCCUCCUGCAGCCGCUCAAUGUGGAGAUCGACCCCGAGAUCCAGAAGGUGAAGACGCAGGAGCGCGAGCAGAUCAAGACCCUCAACAACAAGUUCGCCACCUUCAUCGACAAGGUGCGGUUCCUGGAGCAGCAGAACAAGGUGCUGGAGACAAAAUGGGAGCUGCUGCAGCAGGUAAACACGACAACACGGACCAACAACCUGGAUCCCAUCUUCGAGGCCUACAUCAGCUCCCUGCGCCACCAGAUAGACACCAUCAAGAGUGACCGCAGCCGGCUGGACUCGGAGCUGAAGAACAUGCAGGACUUGGUGGAAGACUACCGAGCCAAGUACGAGGAUGAGAUCAACAAGCGCACAGCUGCCGAGAAUGAGUUCGUGACGAUCAAGAAGGAUGUGGAUGCGGCCUACAUGACCAAGGUGGACCUGCAAGCCAAGGUGGACUCCCUGGUGCAGGAGAUCAAUUUCUACAAAGUCCUGUUUGAUGCGGAGUUGUCCCAGAUGCAGACCCACAUCAGCGACACCAAUGUCAUCCUGUCCAUGGACAACAACCGUAGCCUGGACCUGGACAGCAUCAUCUCCGAGGUCAAGGCCCAGUACGAGGAGAUCGCCCAGCGCAGCAAGGCUGAGGCCGAGGCCUUGUACCAGCACAAGUACCAGGAGCUCCAGGUGACUGCCGGAAGACACGGAGACAGUUUAAAAAACACCAAGACAGAGAUUUCUGAGCUGAACCGGAUGAUCCAGAGAAUUCGGGCUGAAAUCGAGAAUGUGAAAAAGCAGAUCGCCAGCCUGCAACAAGCCAUCGCCGACGCGGAGCAGCGCGGCGAGGCGGCGCUGAAGGAUGCCCAGGGCAAGCUCCAGGAGCUGGAGGAAGUCCUGCAGAAGACCAAGGAAGAGCUAGCCCGGCUGCUGAAGGAUUACCAGGAGCUGAUGAACGUCAAGCUGGCGCUGGACGUGGAGAUCGCUACCUACAGGAAGCUGCUGGAGGGCGAGGAGUGCAGGAUGUCCGGAGACUUUCAGGACAACGUGAGCAUCUCCGUGGUGAACAGCACCGUCUCCAUGUCCGGGGGCGGAGGAGGCGGCUUCGGCCGGGGAGGCGGCGGAGGCGGCUACGGCUCCGGGGGAGGCGGCGGCUACGGCUCCGGAGGCGGCGGCUACGGCUCCGGGGGCGGCGGCUACGGCUCCAGUGGAGGCGGCUACGGCUCCGGGGGCGGCGGCUACGGCUCCGGUGGAGGCGGCUACGGCUCCGGCGGCGGCGGCAGCGGCGGUGGCCUCGGCGGCGGCCGGGGCUCCGGUUCCGGGGGCGGCGGGGGCUUCGGCGGCGGCUCCGGCGGGGGGAGCAAGACCUCCGGGGGCGGCGGCGGCGGGAGCAGCAGUGUCAAGUUCUCGUCCAGCACGUCUUCGACCAAAAGGGUCAUAAGAUAAAGCCGGAGCCCCCCUCGUCCCUCCACACUCCCUCCCUCCUGGAAAGAAACCCGGCUUCCCUCCCCGCCUGCCCACAGAGUCCCGGGGGGAGGGGGGGGGGUCCCCUUAGGUCCCCUAAACCCACCCUCUCUGUCCUCCCGGACCCUUCCUUGCUCCCGCAGCCCCCGUCCUCCUGUGCCUUUCGGUGCCAUUUCGCACGACCCGCCCCCACUUCUGCAGAGGCGGUAUAUGGGGGAGCGACCUUUUUUUUUUUUUCCUCUUCGGAAUCAGAACCCUACUGCGGGUUUAGAGGGGUCUCCCGGGUCCUCCUUCACCCCUAGAAAGUCCCCCCAACAGGCCCGGAGAGCCCCUCGCCUCUGUCCCGCUCCCGCCUCUCGACCAGGCCCGCAAGGCCCCGCUGGUUUUGUUUGUGUAUAUAGAAAACCCCCGGGUGGCUUGUCUUCCUGGAGCUCUCGGUUUCUGGUUCUACCUGCAAUAAAGCACAUCUGAAAUUCA
Molecule: messenger RNA, 2404 nt
Organism: Ornithorhynchus anatinus (platypus)
Lineage: Eukaryota; Metazoa; Chordata; Mammalia; Monotremata; Ornithorhynchidae
Product: keratin, type II cytoskeletal 1-like
Exons: 9
Coding region: 29-1909 (626 amino acids)
Biological process (GO): keratinization; intermediate filament organization
Cellular component (GO): keratin filament
Molecular function (GO): structural constituent of skin epidermis
Source: RefSeq, a predicted model, not a curated record